AUGUCUCCACGUGGCAUUUUGAGCUGGUCGGAGCAAGAAGAAGAGAACCUUUUGCAAUGGUUAGAUGAAACCCGUGCAUUGCCAUGGAAAGAUCUUCCGGGCGCAUACAGAGAAAAGUUCGGCGUGGACCGAAGCGUUGAAUCCUUACGAGGCAAAAAGUACCAUAUUUUGCGGAAGAAUGGUCGCACGACCGCGCGAUCUCGGAAACGUCAAGAUCACCGUAAACGACGAGAGCCUCGCCGCCGCUCGAUUGAACAGACGGUCAUACACUCAGACGCUUCAGCCGACGCGGCAACCCACAGCAACAUCGAUCUAUGGUUCCAGACAGUUCUUGCGUCUGAAUCUGGUUCUGCCGAAAGUAGCGAGUCAGCGGUGACAAGAGGCUGGAUUUCAGAUCGCCUGACGCCAGCGCUUAGAAAUUACCGACCCAAGAAAUUACGAUCGUCGUCAUGGAUCUGGGAGUAUGUACAUCGGAUGUGUGCCACUGGGAGAAUGGACCUCUAA
This is a messenger RNA of Penicillium odoratum, 504 nucleotides long. RefSeq lists its product as uncharacterized. Lineage: Eukaryota; Fungi; Ascomycota; Eurotiomycetes; Eurotiales; Aspergillaceae. The record is from RefSeq and is a predicted model, not a curated record. Bases 1 to 504 code for a protein of 167 amino acids. The transcript has 2 exons.